This is a messenger RNA of Penicillium alfredii, 837 nucleotides long. Its product is annotated as class I SAM-dependent methyltransferase. The record is from RefSeq and is a predicted model, not a curated record. Bases 1 to 837 code for a protein of 278 amino acids. The transcript is spliced from 3 exons. NCBI's taxonomy places the organism in Eukaryota, Fungi, Ascomycota, Eurotiomycetes, Eurotiales, Aspergillaceae.
AUGGAUCCAUACGCCGAGAAUAUGCGCCGUGAUUCCAGCGAAGCGCGAAGACUCGACGAACAGUUUGAUAUUUUGACCGACAACAUCGGGUACCUGAUCCACCCCGCCAUUGCAUCUACAUUGCCCCCAAUAGCCCGCAUCGCCGAUGUGGGCACGGGCACCGCAGAAUUCCUGCACCGACUAGCCCCGGCCUGGCCCAACGCCGUGCUGGAUGGCUACGAUAUCUCCGCAACUCUUUUCCCACCCGCGGACGACCGGCCCCGCGACAUGCACCUGCAGUUGAUGGAUGCGCGCCAGCCCGUGCCCGAGACGCUUUACGGCAAAUACGACCUCGUCCACGUCCGGCUGCUGACUGCCGGCCUUCAGGCCAGCGAGUGGCCGACUGUCGUGCAGAACCUGACCCGGCUCCUUAAGCCCGGUGGCGCGCUACAGUGGGAGGAAUGCAACUUUACCUCGGUGCAACAUCUGCCUGGCCGUCCUGGUGCAACUGUCGACACUGCCCGCGCGAUGGGUCAGAGGUUCAUGGAUGCACUGUGGCCGCAGUUUGCUCAUGGUUGGGAUGCGCUCGAGCCCGAAAUGAAGGCCGCUGGGUUGGUGCGGGUUCAGAAAGAUGUUAUUCCGACGGAUCGGGUGCAUGCCACGCGUGAGCGCUUAACGGUUAAUGGCAUGAGGGCUAUCUUUGGAUGGGCCCGCUUGGUAGCAGACAAGGGGAGUCCUGGGGCUCUGAGUAUGGAACGGCUCGAGGAGUUGGAGCGGCAGGCGUACAAGGACAUCCAGUCGGGCUGCUAUGUGAGGUUCGACGUGCAUGUUGCUUGGGGAUUCCGGCCUGAAGUGUGA